Spodoptera frugiperda (fall armyworm) is the source of this 2625-nucleotide messenger RNA. RefSeq lists its product as uncharacterized. Lineage: Eukaryota; Metazoa; Arthropoda; Insecta; Lepidoptera; Noctuidae. Bases 1546 to 2136 code for a protein of 196 amino acids. The transcript is spliced from 5 exons. The record is from RefSeq and is a predicted model, not a curated record.
UGUAAAUUGUUUGGUAAAUGUGGCCUAGGUAACACAAUUUACAAAAACAUACUGGUCAGAAGUAAAUAGAACCCACACUCUGGGUCACUAAUUUUAAUAAAUUAUCCUUAGGAAAGGACGUAUAAAUUAAAGUCGAACCAGCAUAAUAAUCAGGUUACUUAGUUUUAGUUUAGGACGCCGUAGGUCACAUCUUUUGACCUUUUCGAAUAAAGCUAGCUUUUCCAUUCGCGUAAAUACCGAAGGUAAAUAAAAGUUAUAUGCUCGAGAAAGUUUAUAGGCUGUCUGGUCUAGACGUCCCAACUGACAUCGUUUCGCUUGACACAACACAGAACACGUCGGUAACAAAACUUUGAAUUUGUAAUUGACGUUGAUCUUACGAAAUAAAGCAACGAAGACAUCCCUAUUUACAGUUUAAUGAAUAUGAAAUGAAAAUGUACAGUGAACGCCCGAGACAAGUAAAGAAACUCGAUGUUAGUUUACUAUUUAAGUUUUCCAAGAAUUAACUAAACUAAAUGCCUAUUCUUGUACGAAAUUUCUCUAAUAAAAUUAAAUAAGUAAUCCCUUUAUUUUGUAACAAUUAAAUUAAGUAAAUUAGAUAAGUUCAUUCCAAUACGUCAAAGUUCAUUCUAAGAAAAUUCAGAUACAUAUCUAAAAUCUAGUUACUAUCGCAACCUCGGUUAUUGACUGUACAGACGGUAGUUACUUAGUCUAAGACUUUAAGAGACCUAGGCAAUUACCUACUGCUCUCAAUUUCAAGGAAUAAAUUCUGCAAAUAAAUCGAAAGCUCAACAACCCAACUUAGUAAGACUUCAUUCUAAGGAUAUUAUGUUUAAACACCAUUGAAAGAAAGUCUAACAACACUACCUACAAUAAUAAUUAUUGCCUCUGUUUAUUUGAUUUCUCUGAAAUAUGUAAUAGAAAGAACUACCUUAUAAAUAGCCUAACAACCUAUGACCAGUUUUCUAAUAUUAAUUCUAGAGUUAAAAUUGAUCUUUUAAACCAGUCUCACCUUUUAAACACCAACGAAAAAUGGACGCUCUUUGUUCACCCCUUUUAUUUCUAAUUCGUAGGUAAAUACUUAGAUUAGAGAAAAGAAAAGGUAUUUUUCGUAUACUGAACCAACUUUUGAGUUGGGUUUGUGUACCUUUCUGGUUGCCAACGGCGUAUGCAAACAAUACGUACAUAAUGUUGUAGGUAGCUAUAGGCAGGUAGGAACUAAAAGUCGCUAGCUAACCGACUAUAAACAAACGUCAAAGUCUUAAAUAGAAAACAGUUACCUAACUUAAUGUUUCUGAUUGCAUGACAUCAAAGGAUUGUAUAAACUUCCUUCACCGUGACUUUUGAUUGUUAAAUUAGUAUUAAUAAUUCGUUUUUAUUGCUUGAUCGAUUUCAUUCAUCACCCAAGCAACAUUCUGCAUGAGGAAAUAAGAAGGGUCGGAAAUAUCUAGUAGUUUCAAAAGCUUGGUAGAACUAAGACAGUUUAGUCCUGUAGUUGUUAGGUUCCUUUACACUACAAAUAUUCAAUUAAGUACGUAGUUAUUGAAAAUGGAAGCUGCAGCACCAGCGCCGGUCAAUAUAGGCGGACGCCGCGAGCCUUCUACUGAUCCCGUUAAAGCUCAGGGAAUAUUGAACUCGGUGAUGAAAAAAUCAAAGUCUGCAGCGAAGCUCUGGCCGCAACGUUGGUAUUUUUAUAGCAAAAUUAGAGAAAUACAAGAAGAGGAAGCGCAGAAAGUAGGCAUGACCGUGGAAGAAUAUCGGGCGGCCCUGCAGUCACACAGCAGUCAACUUGAGCCUAAGCAGUAUCCUGUUACCGUGGAUCCGUCUCCUCACCCACUACCACCCACAUCAGCAGCCAUGAUAGGGCGUCGCGCGCAGUGUCCUCUGGAGCGCUUCGGUCGUCUAGUGAAAACCGACCGAGAUUAUCCUCUCCGCCCACCAUUAAGACCCGGACAAAUUUACGACCCUUACAAGCAGACAGUUGUAUUCUUAGGGAGUGUCGAUGGGGACCCGAUUUCGUACAAACUGCCGCCGUCACGUUGUGAGAUGACAGAUGAAAUGUGGGCGCGUCCGCAACAGCUGACCGUGUCGCCCCUCGGCUGGGACAACUUACAGAGAAUUAUGAAUGAGACUGAAUAAUUUAUUAUAACAAAACGACAACUUUACUUACGUAAACCAAGAAUCUUUUUGAAACUUUCUAUUUUUAUGCAAUUUAAGUAUAAGUUAAGUACCUAUUAAACGUCCCACCACGCCGCUGCAGUAUAACGAUCUCUCUUCUUUCGCACUUUUGUACACUAAUGUUCAAAUACCUAUAAUUACGAUAUAAAAAUAUUUCGCUCUAUUUCACUCCUUAAAAAGCUAAUUUCGUCUUACCAAUCUAUUAGCAGUGCGGUAAUAAGUUCCUAAAAGGCAUGGCAGAUGGCGCUAGGAUCAUUAGAGCUGAGAAAAUAAUAAAGAUCGAAUGAGACUGCAAUUGGAUUAUUUAGAACCCUUUUGAUAAAAUUAAAACACCCCUAAUAAUGCUAGCGCUAUAAAGCGAAAGAAAAGGUGGAAUUGAUAACUAUGAAGGAAUUUUCUUCUUACAAUCUUUGUGAACAAUUUUUAAAUAAACACAAAUAUAUAAAAGUA